GCAGGAACUCGUUUUCUGCCUCAUCCCUGGUUCGUUAAUCGAAUGGCCAUCCCUGCUGCCCAUAUGAAAAAAAAAAUAAAGUAAAAUUACAUUUCCAUCUUUUUAAUAUGCAAAUUUCUGGUCGAAAUCUAGUGAACUCCGGACAAUAAAAGGCGUUUAAUAAUGUGACGUGGCUGACUCCCGCCGGAACGUUUCGUGCCUUCUCCAAGGAAUCGUAAUCCAAGUCCAGACGACAAAAUCGAUGGUGAUGCUGUCUGGGAAAAAGUGCAUGUGCAUUAAAUCGGACUACUAAGCAAUAUGGGCCAUAAAAUCCGAAAUGCCCGGUGACAAAAGCGAGGACAAGUAAUCCAUAAGCCCAAUUGCCAGUUAAAAGUGGUUCCACAGCUCCAAUUCGGAAAGAUGCAAACAGAACCGACAACAUGAAACAAAAGCAAUAACAAGGUGCUCGAACCAAAAUAAAUACAUACCUACAGACACUCGAGGGGGUGGAUAUGUAUUGAGGUGGCUACUUUUUUUUUAUACCACAAGCUUCGAGUCUACUUCAGCUGAUUACACAAAAAUCCUCAAAAAUAUUUAUACAACUGUCCAUAAUGUCCGACGGCGUGAGCAUUUUGCACAUCAAACAGGAGGUGGACACAUCCUCGGCGGGUGGCGGAGCCUCCUGCUUCAGUCCGGGGUCCAAAGCAACCACCACCACCACACAGAGCGGCAGCAAUGGCAUGAAGUCCUCGCCAUCGGUGUCGCCCGAAAGGCAGCAGUGCAGCUCUACGACUUCCCUCUCCUGCGAUCUUCACAACGUCUCGCUGAGCAACGAUGGCGACAGUAUAAAGGGCGGUGGAACGGGAAGCGGCGCCAGCGGAGGUGGCGGCGGAACAAAUGGCGCCAAUGCCAGUAACGCCAGCGGAGGAGCAGGAUCAGGAUCCGUACGGGAUGAAAUGCGGCGACUGUGCCUGGUGUGCGGCGAUGUUGCGAGUGGAUUCCACUACGGCGUGGCCAGCUGCGAGGCGUGCAAGGCGUUCUUCAAGCGGACCAUUCAAGGCAACAUUGAAUACACGUGUCCGGCCAACAACGAGUGCGAGAUCAACAAGAGGCGACGCAAGGCCUGCCAGGCGUGUCGCUUCCAAAAGUGCCUUCUCAUGGGAAUGCUCAAGGAGGGCGUGAGGCUGGAUAGAGUCCGAGGUGGAAGGCAGAAGUACCGGCGUAAUCCCGUGUCCAACUCCUACCAGACUAUGCAGCUGCUCUACCAGUCUAACACCACCUCGCUCUGCGACGUGAAGAUUCUAGAGGUGCUCAACUCGUACGAGCCGGACGCGUUGAGCGUUCAGUCGCCGCCGCCUCAGCAGCAGGUUCAUACGACUUCCAGUGCCAACGACGAAGCCUCCUCCUCCUCCGGAAGCAUCAAACUUGAGUCCAGUGCCGGAGUGGUCACUCUCAGUGGAACGUGCAUUUUUCAAAACAACAACCACAACGAUCCCAAUGAGAUACUCAGUGUCCUGAGCGAUAUCUACGACAAGGAGCUGGUGAGCGUGAUUGGAUGGGCCAAGCAGAUCCCAGGCUUCAUAGACCUGCCGCUGAACGACCAGAUGAAGCUGCUGCAGGUGUCCUGGGCCGAGAUCCUCACGCUCCAGCUAACCUUUCGGUCCCUGCCCUUCAAUGGCAAACUGUGCUUCGCCACGGACGUUUGGAUGGACGAGCUCUUGGCGAAGGAGUGUGGCUACACCGAGUUCUACUACCAUUGCAUGCAGAUUGCUCAGCGAAUGGAGCGCAUUUCGCCCAGAAGAGAAGAAUACUACUUGCUGAAAGCCCUCCUGCUGGCCAAUUGCGACAUCCUCUUGGACGAUCAGAGUUCGCUGCGCGCCUUUCGCGACACGAUUCUCAACUCCUUGAACGAUGUCGUCUAUCUCCUGCGCCAUUCGUCGGCGGUGUCGCACCAGCAACAGCUACUUCUUCUGCUGCCGUCGCUGCGGCAGGCGGACGACAUACUGCGGCGGUUCUGGCGGGGAAUAGCCCGCGAGGAAUCGGUCACCAUGAAGAAACUGUUCCUCGAGAUGCUCGAGCCGCUGGCCAGGUGAAACCCAAGCAGCCAAUCUAGUUGAUCUAGCUGAUAAGCAACGGUGCAAUAUAGUCAUAAGUUGGGCGUAUACUAGACUAGAUUAAGCGUAGGAUAAGCCCCUGUACAUAAAUAGUAAAUACUUGUCGGGUAAGAUUAGUGCGCAGA
Messenger RNA from Drosophila bipectinata, 2218 nucleotides. It is a transcript of the gene ERR, whose product is annotated as estrogen-related receptor. Gene Ontology annotation, biological process: regulation of transcription by RNA polymerase II. The record is from RefSeq and is a predicted model, not a curated record. Gene Ontology annotation, molecular function: nuclear steroid receptor activity; estrogen response element binding; steroid binding. Gene Ontology annotation, cellular component: chromatin; nucleus. NCBI's taxonomy places the organism in Eukaryota, Metazoa, Arthropoda, Insecta, Diptera, Drosophilidae.